CAGAGCGUGCUGCGGCAGUAUGGUUAGGGUUUAGUGCCGCGCCUUUUCCAAAUGCCUGCAAGAAGAAAGACUAGCAGAUAUGAGCUCAGAGGAGGAGUCAGAGUAUCAGACACCACCCACCUGCGAUCUGCUCAGCCUUCUGCUGAAGAACCGACACCCCACCGGAGCUGUCAAUGAGGUCUGGCCCAACCUCUUUGUCGGGGAUGCGGCUACGGCUCAGGAUAAAUCCCUGCUGGUGAAUCUUGAAAUAACCCAUGUGGUGAAUGCUGCAGAUGGCCAGCAGCGCAUUGACACCGGGCCACGUUUCUACAAAGACACCAACAUAUCGUAUUAUGGCAUAGAGGCACCAGAUUGUAAACAUUUUGACUUGAGCCCAUUCUUCGCUGAGACGGCUGAUUUCAUUCAUGAAGCGCUGAGUAACAAAGGUAAAGUUCUCGUCCACUGCGCCCGGGGAAUCAGCCGCUCGGCCACUCUCGUGCUGGCUUUCCUCAUGAUCAACGAGGGACUUAACCUUGUGCAGGCGGCUGAGGUUGUUCGCAGGAGCAGAAAUAUCCUUCCAAAUGUUGGAUUUCUGGAGCAGCUUCGUCACCUGGAUUCGACAUUGGCUUGGCAGAAGAAGAAGGACAUAAUAUUUUGAAAUUGGAGGCGAAGCAACCUUGCAGGCUGUCAAUGUCUUCCAGCAAAUUGUUGAAAAUGUAAUCACACAUUUGUGGACUUCAAAAAGCUACAGUACAUUAUAGUACGAGCUGUUAAUGUGCAGUUUCAAGACUCCAACACAAACCUGCAGGUUUGAUGCAGAAAAAAAAGAAAAGCCUGACUACCUAAAGUUUUGUUAUAACAUGAUCCUUUUAAGCAACACAAUGUAACUUUCAGCUUUUGCUGUCCUGUCCUAUCCUGUCCCCGUCACGUGCAUUUGUUUUGAGAGAAGACGGGACGGACUUUCAAAACUACUUUUCUGUUUCACCAAGUGAACAGACGGAACGUAAAAAAAAGAUGUUAAACUGCUGGAAAGGAACUGGAAUUUACCGGGAUACCUUAAACAAGGAAGCCAGGGAGCGGUAUAUGGAGAAAAUAAUAAUUAAAAAUAAUUAUUAACGGUUUGGAUCCAUAUGAAAUCCCUACUAAAGAAUGGAGCUCCUCGUCGGAGCUCCACUCUUUAGAAAGAUUUACUGCCGCAGUUCUGCACAACCGACGUCUUACUACCUUGUUUAGGAGUGUUUGGCAGCUGCUUUGGUAAAUGUUUGACUCGCCAUGUGUUUCAAUAAAUUUGUAUAAUAGUGCAACAUACAGUACAUGUUUUGUAUUACUCUUACUUUUUUCUUUUUUGUGUCCUAUAUUAUGCGGAAGAGGCUCCGAGGCAUGAGCAAUAUUUUUGUUUUCCUCGUGAGAUAAUUUUUUUCCUCUGCAGCUACAAAUAGAGUUAAUAUUUUUUCCUCAACAAACUAGUUUUAUCUGAAGAUUGGGGUUAAUCGCACCGCAGAGAGCUGGCCAGCAACUUUUAUCCUCCGAUAAAACUUUUAUUUUCUUCGGUUUUUUUCGCUGCUUCGGCCAAGAUACCAGCUUCUGCGGAGCUCUGCGCUCCAAGCCCCGCCCAUUUUCGUCUCGACUACGAAUCGGGAAGGAGGGGGAAGUGACGUAUGCCGUAAAGCAGUGAAAGCCGUAAAAAUUUGUAGUUUUUUAGUGUGGCAGGGUUCCUACCAUGCUCCUCAAAGUUACAUAGUGCCAGUGAAGGUGAUACAGACCCCUCAGACCAUGACAGAGGUUCAUUAAACCUGUUGGAAGUUGAUGUACCAUCACAAUGACUCUGGAAAUAUGAUAUUAAGGUGGACAAGUUACAUAGUGCUGCUUUAAAGUCUCCCGAAUGUAAAUCUCCCAACCUGGUAAAAAUUAACCAUGAUAAGAAUGUUUCAUUUAAAUGUCUAAAAAAUGUCAAA
Messenger RNA from Cololabis saira (Pacific saury), 1934 nucleotides. Its product is annotated as dual specificity phosphatase 29-like. NCBI's taxonomy places the organism in Eukaryota, Metazoa, Chordata, Actinopteri, Beloniformes, Belonidae. The transcript is spliced from 4 exons. Gene Ontology annotation, biological process: protein dephosphorylation; negative regulation of MAPK cascade. The record is from RefSeq and is a predicted model, not a curated record. Gene Ontology annotation, cellular component: cytoplasm. Bases 80 to 637 code for a protein of 185 amino acids. Gene Ontology annotation, molecular function: MAP kinase phosphatase activity; protein tyrosine/serine/threonine phosphatase activity.